Molecule: messenger RNA, 5678 nt
Organism: Centropristis striata (black sea bass)
Lineage: Eukaryota; Metazoa; Chordata; Actinopteri; Perciformes; Serranidae
Product: zinc finger protein 208
Exons: 2
Coding region: 292-4722 (1476 amino acids)
Biological process (GO): regulation of transcription by RNA polymerase II
Cellular component (GO): nucleus
Molecular function (GO): DNA-binding transcription factor activity, RNA polymerase II-specific; RNA polymerase II transcription regulatory region sequence-specific DNA binding
Source: RefSeq, a predicted model, not a curated record
GAAGCCACUUCCGGCGAGGGACGCACAGAUAGAGAGCUGUCGGCUAGCUGUGCUGCUGUCUCUCGCAUGGCUAAAAACAUCACAAGAUGCUGCCUUGUUAUGUGGCAACAGACUUAAUUAACAUACUCGGUGUUAUCUUUGCAUUUUUAGCCCUCUGCUUUGCGCCGAGUGACUGAUGAUAAGGGAGAAAAUAGCAUUAACUGAAACAACUGUGGCGCUGUUCGGCUAACGUGGCUAGUUAGCUAGUGGAAGCUAACGUUAGCAUUAGCGACCAAACAGAGACACUCCAAGAUGGACGAAGCUGCUGCUGCCGCGAUCAAUGAGGACGGAGCUGGGGACAACGGAGACACAGGGACUGAAAACAACGCCGGUACAUCGGCCGAGGACUCCGCUGAUAGGGUUUUCUGCUGUGGGGAUUGUGGAGAAGCCUUCAGAGACGAGGCAGCGUACUUGGAGCAUCGCCAUCAGCACCCGCAAGAAAGCGUAUAUUUAGAUGGACAGUCGGAUGGUUCACAUGAUGCAGAAAAGGACAAUGAAACGGCUAAUUUCUGUACUAUAUGUUCACUGUCAUUUGUUGAAACAAGUGAAUUCCACUCACAUGUGAAAAAUACCCAUGGUAAAACUUCCCAAAAGGAGUCUAAUAUUCCUGGAGUCUCAAAGCAACACACCUAUGAAUGUCCAGACUGCGGCAAAUGUUACGGUGUGAUCGGACACUUUCUCAACCAUCAGCGCUCACACAGACAAGCCUCCAAAUCCGUUUUUCAUGACCUUGAACAUUUGCAGAAAAAGGCCUUUCAGUGCGAGUCUUGUGGGCGGAAUUAUUCUCGUGCUUCCGCUCUCGAUGCACAUCGCCGUUGUCAUGAGGAGAAGUUGGUAAAAUCACGAACUAGAGGUUCAGGAGAAGCCUUUCACACUGAGGAGCCGAUAGUUGAAGCCAAGCCUGCUGAACACCAGGCAGAUGAUCCUCCUGAAAAAUGUUUCGAGUGUUCAUGUGGUAAAGCUUUUAGUGCAAUGAUGCGCCUUAAAACGCAUCAACGAUUUAGCCGCAACAGUCAGUGCUCUAAAGAAGAAAAGAAAGAAAAACCAAAUAAAAGCUGCAGUGAGUUUUACUGCAGUGAGUGUAAAAAGACUUUCAAUGGCCAUAUCGCCCUCUUCAACCACCAGCGAUGGCAUGCUAAUCACUCAGAUGAUUCUGCGAAAAGGUUCCCAUGUGAGGAAUGUGGGAAAGUAUUUAUGACUUUAACGUUCUACUACAGACAUCAGCGCAUGGCGCACAGCGACGAGACUCCAGCAAAGUCGUUUCUUCAUCAAGUGUAUCAGCUACAGAAGAAGGCGUUUGAAUGUAAAGAGUGUGGGCUGAAGUUUUCCAGGGCUUCAGCUCUUCACUCCCAUGAGCUUCAUCACACGGAUGUUUUCAGAGAAACCGAGAAGGAGGCUCAGGCGCGCUCCUCUCUGCUACCUCAACAGAAAACUUUAGAAAGCGACAGUAAAGAGACUGAGCAGGAAGAAGUGGAGUCAGAGAACGAGCCUCCUGUCUUUAUGGUUGAAGAUUCACAUGUAAAUGAGAGUGAUGAAGAGGUGGAGAGUUAUGAACCUGGGGACUUUAACGUACAGGUGAUCAGUGCGAGUGAAUCAGAGGACGAGCCCGUCCAAGACCUCAAUCCUGACCUCGAGCUGCUGUGUGAAUCAGAUCAGGAAGCACGAGAGGAUGGCGACACUGGAGUUUCCUCGAGUAUUCUUGUUUCAAAACAAGAUAUGGAUUUGAAAAUUGUACAAAUUGACUUUGAGCAAACUGAAGAGGAGGUUGCGCUGAUGGCGGGUGAGGCCGGGAAUCCAUCGACAGAGCAAAGAUUUGAUUGCCCAGAUUGUUACCGUUGGUUUUCUAGUGCCUCAUCACUGCGUGUUCACAGAAUGUGGCAUGGCGUCCGUAAGAGAAGACAGCAGACUCAAGGUCAGUCAGUGGCAGCUCACACAUGCGACACAUGUGGCCAUGAAGCCAGUAGCUAUGCAGAACACUGCAGUCACAUUCAGCAACACAAGAGUCAAAACACAAGCAAUGAUGAUGAUGAGGCAGAGGGGUUAGAGAAGAAAAACCUUGCAUGCAGUGAGUGCGGUAAAUGCUUCUCACGUUUGUCCGCUCUAGUCUCUCAUCAGCUGCAUCAUCCCAAAAGAAAACAAUUUCAAUGUCCAGAUUGCAUGAUGUCUUAUUUGCACGCAGCUAGCCUGUUUAACCAUAUGAAAAACUGCUCCGCACAAAAAAAGGAAAAUAUUUCAGCCACUAAGAAAGAAUAUAAUCCAAAGAAAACCCUUCUAGGCCCAAAGAUUUAUCAUUGUGAACAAUGCGGGAAGGGUUUUUGGUCUCUAGGAGCUUUCUCCCACCACAAGCAAAGUCAGACUCAGUGUACAGAUUUGAGGCUAAGAAAAGGCUUCACAGGGUCUCUGCACUCUGUUAAUGGACACCAGCGCUCUAAGGUUGCAUGUCCAGUGUGUGGUAGAAAGUUUCGUCACAAGGGCAUUAUGGCGUUGCACAUGCGAAAACAUGAAAAUGGAAAUCACAAAUGUGAACUGUGCAACAGGUCGUUCCGUCUUUUCUCCAGUCUCCUGAGACACCAAGUUGUACAUAGUGACCAGUUACUCCCACCGCCCAUUAAGUCUUUCCAGCAUCAGGUUGAACAGUUGAAAAAGAACACCUACAGCUGCCCCGACUGUGGAAAGCUGUUUUCACGGGCCAAAGCCCUUCAGUUUCACAUGAAAAGCCAUGGCUAUGAGACUGGCCACAUGCCAUCAUCGCCAAGAUCUACCGUCACGCUGGAGGAUCUGCAGUGUGCAACAUGCCUCGCACAUUUCAACAACAAGGCCUCUUUGAGAGCUCAUCAAAAACUUUGCAUUAAAAGAGAUUCUUAUUUUAAGACAGAACCCUCAGAAACUAAUAGUCUAACAUUGCACAAGGAUAGCAUGGAUUUCCACACACAGGAAAGCUCCAAGCAAAUAACAGCACACACUGUUAAAGUAAAGAGUGAAAUUGACAGCGGCGAAAUAAAGAUGGAAAUUCAAACAGAUGAUGGCAACUUGGAAAACCCAAGUAAUUUAAAGUACAAAUGCAAAAAGUGUGACAGAAGCUUUUCAGUUGUUGGAGCUUUGAAUUUUCACAAAAGAGUUCAUGCUGAAGAUAAAAAAUCUGUAGCAAAAGCAAAACUGGGCAUGUCUGUAAUGCUUAAAAAACCUAAACAGGAAGAGCCAAGUAAAGGACUAUUUCACUGCUCAGAAUGUGGGAGGAGAUUCAUGUCCAACUCGGCCCUCGGCUCCCACAAAAGAUGGCACAAAGAAAAGAAAUUCUCCCGGUCCUUGUUUAAAGAUGAUGAUUUGAAAUCUCUUAACCACAAGACAGAGGACGGACCUUUUCUCUGCCACAAAUGUGGCAAACAGUUUUUUAACCAUCGUGUUCUCCAGCGCCACCAGAUGUUUAACCCCCAGUGUCACACCAAAACUGAGCCAGAGCCUGAUGCAAACAAAAAUGUCAAGAGCAGCAGCACACUGGAAAACUCAGAGUUAUCAUACCCAGAAUAUAACGAACCAUUUGAGACAGGCUCACUGCCGGCUACCCACCAUGAAAAUGAGCACAAUGACACUUUGGAAGCUGCAGAUCAUGAAGGAGACGGACUCAGCGUGGUUGACAAAGUCCCAGAUCACUUAGAUGUCAACUCAAAUGGAAGUGAGUCCAUGUCAUCAACACUAAAGCUUAAAGUGUACCAGUGUCCCCUCUGCUCUAUGACCUUUGCUAAAGCAAGAGGUCUUCGUGCCCACAAAUGGCAGGCCCACUCGAAGAGGACAAGAGGUAAAAAUAAGGCUCUUGUUAGAGUAAAAACAGAGUCCAAACAGAGAGAAGACGACACUACUGAGACAGUGAAAAUUAGCCGUGUUGGCAGACCGAAGAAAAUCAAAUCAGACCAGCCACUUGUAAAAUUUGUCCUCUGCCUUGACUGUGGGAAGCAGUGCAGCUCUCCAGGCGCGCUCCUUGACCACAGGAAAGUUUGCCCCGGGAACAAGCAGGAGGUGAAACAGGAGAUCCAGACUGCUGACCCCAAAGCUGAAGGCUCCCCACCUCUUAGCCGUCUGUCAGAGCAUACAGCCAAAUGUCUCUUCAAGUGUGAUAAGUGUGGGAAAGCUUUCCAAACAGAGGAACAACUGGGAACCCAUAAGACCAAGGCAAAGAGCCGGCCUCACUGCUGCGCCCUGUGCUGCCACGGCUUCUGGACCGAAAACCAGCUGCAGCAACACCUCGCCUGGCACGAUGAAGUCCGCUGUCGUCUCCCCAACGAGGUUCGGUACAGGCUCAGCGCUGCUAUGACCCCGAAGCCUUUAAAACCCAACGUCCCCUCCGCUGACACCAGAGGGACAUCAGACAGCCUGGCACAGAGUAGCCAUAAGUGCCAGCACUGUGGCAAAGCCUUUCUUUCACCAGCUGCAUUACAAAAACACGAAACUCAGCACUGCAACGACUCGUAUCACUGCUCCAUCUGCCCCAGGACCUUCAGUGAGAUACAGGACCUUAUCGACCAUCACCAGGAAUGUAUCGGUGAUUACAGAAGGCAGAGUGACGCCCCCGCUGCUGUCUCCUCAGGAGAUACUCACGGCCUUACAUGCCUUGAAUGUGGAACUACUUUUUGUCAAGAAACUGAUUUGCACCAGCACUAUAUUGAACAUGCCCAUGGAGUCAGUUAAACAGUAAAACCUGAAAAGGACUCGAGUGAAGACACUGUAGAUUGUGGAUUUUUGUUGCUUUUGAAAGUUGCCAAACUACUUUAAACAUGUUAAACUUCCUUGUGUGUAGGCUAAGUAGAAACAUGCUUUCCCGGUUUGUUUAUAUAUAAUUUGAGAGUCUUUAUAUAUAUAUAUAACUGUUCCUUGUGUUAUUUUCCUAUGCUCAGGCCUAACUUUACACUGGAUUAAUAUGUGUACAUAUGUUUAGGAUUAAUCCCUUUUUAUAAACUUAAUGUUGAGAUGUAACAAUGAUGGUUUGAUUUGGCUCUGUUUUGAAUGCAGCUGACCCUUGUUAAUCUCUUUAGGGAUCACUGAAGAACGUAUGGUAGCUCAUAUCUAGAUAUAUUAAAAGAAUCGGAAACAUUUAUGCAUGUACAUGUUUGUCCUCAAAACAAAAGGUGCAGCUGACACACUACUUAUUCCAGAGUUUAUGAAUACAUUCUGCUGCUAAUUCAUACUAAUGUUGCUUGUGUCAUAUUGAGGUUUGGCAGUGAGGUAAUGGUAUUUGAAAUUCAACAAUGUGCACUGUUUAUGUAAAUUGGGAAAAAAAGGAAAAAAGUCCUGAUGACUAUUACAGACCUUAAAAUAAUUUUAACAAUCAAAUAAUUGUAUGUUACCAACAAUAUGGUUUGCAUUAAUUGAUGUAUAAACUCCCAUGAUCUUUCAUUUUCAGUGUUAUUUUUAUUGGGGAAAGACCUUAUUACUUAAACUAAAAUAGCUUAUGUUCAUGUAGGAUAUCUGUUAGUUUAUGGCACUAAUGGGAAUAGGUAUUUGUAUUGUGCUAGAUAUUACUUUGCUUAAUUAAUUUUUUGAUUCUUUUGUUUUCCCUAGAUGACCAAUAUACCCUUUGACUACUUGUUUUACUGGUUGUUUCUGAAACAAAAAGUUGAAAAUAAACUGAUGAACUUUUGCGUGAA